AUGGCUUCUAGUUCUGGGGUCGGGUCGUAUUCGAACCCGUUGAAGAAGUUCAAGCUGGUGUUUCUUGGCGAGCAGAGCGUCGGCAAAACGUCCCUUAUCACGCGGUUCAUGUACGAUUCGUUCGACAACACAUAUCAGGCUACCAUUGGCAUUGACUUCUUGUCCAAGACCAUGUACUUGGAAGACCGAACCGUCCGCCUUCAACUCUGGGAUACCGCCGGUCAAGAACGUUUCCGCUCGCUUAUUCCAUCUUACAUCCGAGACUCAAGCGUCGCAGUUGUCGUCUACGAUAUUUCCAACGCCAAGUCCUUCCAGAACACCCGGAAGUGGAUCGAUGAUGUUCGAGGGGAGCGAGGCAAUGAUGUGAUAAUCGUUCUCGUGGGUAACAAGACAGAUUUGAACGACAAGCGGGAGGUCACCACGGCACAAGGAGAAGAAGAGGCAAAGAAGAACGGUCUGAUGUUCAUCGAGACAAGUGCGAAAGUCGGGCAUAAUGUGAAGCAACUGUUCCGAAGAAUCGCCCAAGCGUUGCCCGGAAUGGACGGCGAGGCUAAGCAAGGGGAAAGCACCAUGAUCGACGUCAACAUUCAUCCCAAGGAGACCACCAGCAAUGACAGCUGUGCAUGCUAA
Messenger RNA from Penicillium diatomitis, 630 nucleotides. RefSeq names its product Rab family GTPase YPT6. The transcript has 5 exons. NCBI's taxonomy places the organism in Eukaryota, Fungi, Ascomycota, Eurotiomycetes, Eurotiales, Aspergillaceae. Bases 1 to 630 code for a protein of 209 amino acids. The record is from RefSeq and is a predicted model, not a curated record. Gene Ontology annotation, molecular function: GTP binding; GTPase activity.